Vollenhovia emeryi is the source of this 1517-nucleotide messenger RNA. It is a transcript of the gene HLH4C, whose product is annotated as helix-loop-helix protein 1. The coding region runs from base 469 to 798 and encodes 109 amino acids. Gene Ontology annotation, molecular function: RNA polymerase II cis-regulatory region sequence-specific DNA binding; protein dimerization activity; DNA-binding transcription factor activity, RNA polymerase II-specific. The transcript has 3 exons. The record is from RefSeq and is a predicted model, not a curated record. Lineage: Eukaryota; Metazoa; Arthropoda; Insecta; Hymenoptera; Formicidae. Gene Ontology annotation, biological process: regulation of transcription by RNA polymerase II.
ACGAUCUCGUCGAAGCCGGGAGAUCGAGAUGUUGUCAGAGGCGAUCUUGUUGCCGCGGAUAAAGCUAACGAUCGACGUCGAUCUAAUCGCGAUCCGGAACCGAUAAAUUAACGAGUGAUUUGGCAAAGUGGAAUAUUUUGAAGAGUCCGCAAGAGAGUUUUCCCGUGCUGACAAUAGGAAGAUAAUAAGUGAUAAGAUUUUGUGCACGAUUGUUUAAUUGGUGGAUGAAUUUAAUCGAGGACGACAGGGAAGAGUGAUGUUGCUUCAAACCGGAUGAAAACAGGCGAAAGAAAUCUUGGAAGUCUACCUUUUAUUUUGGGAGACUAUGCUACAUGCUACGAGAAGCGAGAUAGCAAUGUUUUGCGAUACGAAUCUACGUCCAGGGCGAAGAUGAGAAGAUAAUUUUUCGCGGUAGAUCAGAGACUGAACGUUUUUGAAAGGGACACUUCCGGAAACGUAGAGGCAUAUAUGAAGAGCUUCAAUUGCGAUUUCGUGCACGAGGAUAGAACGAUUCCCAUGGCGAACAGCGGCCACGGAGUCGCCGUUAACGGCGUAGGCGCUCCUGGUUCGGGCACCUUGUCGAGAGAGGAGAGACGCAGGCGAAGGCGGGCCACCCAAAAGUAUCGAACCGCACACGCCACACGGGAAAGGGUCAGAGUGGAGGCGUUCAACUUGGCAUUUGCGGAACUGCGAAAGCUACUGCCGACGUUGCCGCCGGACAAGAAGCUCUCGAAAAUCGAGAUACUUCGUUUGGCAAUCUGUUAUAUUGCUUACUUAAAUCACGUACUUCAAGCUUGAAUCUGCGAAGAAGAUUUAGAAAACCAUGACGAUUUUUUCAUCCUCAUGUGCUCGACCAGAAAACUUUAAGAAACAUUAACGUUUAUAGGUUUAAGUUUCUAGAAUGAUCUCUUUUUCGGGCAAGUCUUCUGGGACAAGUUAUACUUUCGAUCUCUGUGUACAGAGUCCGAACGAUUGCCGAUCGAUUAGCGCAGAUGUUUAGGCACUCGAUGACAAAGCAAUAUGCCGUUGUUCGAUACAAUCAACAAUCGUUGAAGAUGUAACCGUCGCUUUGCGAGUUGCGUUAAUCGUGUAGGGUCGCGUUGCAGUGUCGAUAUUCUCGAAUCUAUCCGAUUCUUGCGGAUUACUGAGCCACCUCGGGACAAUGGAGAGGCUUCCCAUGGGACUGCUAUCCCUUCGCGUACCUUCAAAUUUUCCUACUACCCUCGACAGCCAUCGUCCGGCCGCGCGUAUCCGAUCGUUGUCGAUUAUACGGCACACGAGCUUAAGUGAAAAAGAAUGGAAUUGCCGACGAGGAGGCCAACUUCACGGUUCGUCGCUUUGCGCCUCUCUUUUCCUGGUUCUCUGCAAAUGCGAUUAUGCGACUCGAUCGCUCGAAGAUCGUGAGACUGAUUGUCCUCGUGAGUCGAAUUGGUUCUCUUGUGAGAGAAACACAGAUGGAUUAAAACGAGACUCAUUUUCGUAAAAUUAAAAACCUGGUCUACAAAAUGGCUUUUAAA